This is a messenger RNA of Apodemus sylvaticus (European woodmouse), 654 nucleotides long. It is a transcript of the gene Rit2, whose product is annotated as Ras like without CAAX 2. The transcript has 5 exons. NCBI's taxonomy places the organism in Eukaryota, Metazoa, Chordata, Mammalia, Rodentia, Muridae. The record is from RefSeq and is a predicted model, not a curated record. Gene Ontology annotation, molecular function: GTPase activity; calmodulin binding; GDP binding. Gene Ontology annotation, cellular component: plasma membrane. Gene Ontology annotation, biological process: positive regulation of neuron projection development; Ras protein signal transduction. Bases 1 to 654 code for a protein of 217 amino acids.
AUGGAAGUAGAAAACGAAGCCCACUGCUGCCCUAGCAGCUCCUCGGGAGGGUCCAGAGAGUACAAGGUGGUAAUGCUGGGCGCAGGGGGCGUUGGUAAAAGCGCUGUCACAAUGCAGUUUAUAAGCCACCAGUUCCCGGACUAUCAUGACCCCACCAUCGAAGAUGCAUAUAAAACCCAGGUGAGGAUUGAUGAUGAGCCUGCUUACUUAGACAUUUUGGACACUGCCGGUCAGGCGGAGUUCACGGCCAUGCGGGAGCAGUACAUGCGUGGGGGAGAGGGCUUCAUUAUCUGCUAUUCUGUCACUGACCGCCAGUCAUUCCAGGAGGCUGCCAAGUUCAAGGACCUUAUUUUCCAGGUCCGUCACACCUAUGAAAUUCCCCUCGUGCUAGUGGGUAACAAAAUUGACUUGGAGCAGUUCCGUCAGGUAUCUACUGAAGAAGGCAUGAAUCUUGCUCGAGACUACAACUGUGCCUUCUUUGAGACAUCUGCAGCCCUCCGAUUCGGUAUUGAUGAUGCUUUUCAAGGCUUAGUGAGAGAAAUUCGCAGGAAGGAAUCCAUGUUGUCCUUGGUGGAAAGGAGAUUUAAGAGGAAGGACAGCCUGUGGAAGAAGAUAAAAGCCUCCCUGAAGAAGAAGAGAGAAAACAUGAUAUGA